CCGCGUUGCAUGAUGGUUAAAUAGCCUGGCCCGGGAGCCCGCCAUUUUCUGUCGGGGUCUGGCGGGAAAAGCGGGAAGCCCACGAAACAGCCGCCGCGGGACGACCAACGGCCGCUACACACCCCCGAGGAAGACAGCCAGGUAACUGGAGGCGCCUCUGCCUCGCGUUUCGCCUCAGGUUUCCUACCUUCUAAGGACCGUCCAGAAUGGCCCGUACCAAGCAGACUGCCCGUAAAUCCACUGGAGGGAAAGCCCCUCGAAAGCAGCUGGCCACUAAAGCUGCUCGGAAAAGUGCACCGUCCACCGGGGGAGUGAAGAAACCCCAUCGCUACAGGCCUGGCACCGUGGCGCUGCGAGAGAUCCGGCGGUACCAGAAAUCCACAGAGUUGCUGAUCCGCAAGUUGCCAUUCCAGCGCCUGGUCCGCGAAAUCGCUCAGGACUUCAAAACAGACCUGCGGUUCCAGAGCGCCGCCAUUGGAGCCCUGCAGGAAGCCAGCGAGGCGUACCUCGUGGGUCUGUUUGAAGACACCAACUUGUGUGCCAUCCACGCCAAGCGGGUCACCAUCAUGCCAAAAGACAUACAGCUGGCCCGCCGCAUCCGUGGAGAGCGGGCCUAAGUCCUCCCCCCCCCCCCCCCCCCCCCCCCCCCCCCCCCCCCCCGUCUCUUUAACAUUUACGGCCCCUCCCUGGGCAAACCCCCACCUUGCUUGUGCAGUGUACUUAGAAUACACUCCAGAUUUUUCUUUUUUAUUAUUAUUAUAUUAUUAUAUUACUAUUAUUUCUCCUAACUCCUGUUUGUAGUGGCUAGGACAUGUGAGGAAAUGUUAGAUUAUUAUCUAUCUAUUGUAGUUACCUCUCCAAAAUCAGGAGACUUGAUUCCUGUUCAUCAUGUACAAGCAAAAACAAACAAACGAGAAAAAAAAACCCUUUGAAAUCUGCAAGACUUCUGGAUGUUGUUUUUUGUAAAACUUUUUUUUUCAGAAUUGCAAAAAAACAAAACAAAAACAUACCCGACAGGGGACAUUUUUUGAAAUAUCUGGUUUUGUACUCACAACGUAGAUGUAGGCAUUUCAACAAUAAGAGCUUUGGGUCUUCAGUUUGUAAAAUAUCUGCAAAGAACACUAUACUUCUUAUUUUCCCUUUCGUUCGCUGGGUCUUUUAUUUGCCUUUGUAUUUAGGCUAGAAGUGCUUUCUAAAUCCUUUUUUCCCUGUUUUCCAUUUGUCUUGUGUCUGUGAUUCUGAUCUUUGUACCAAUAGGGACUCACCUUGAAGCAGUAAGAAAAAAAAUAAUAAAUGUUGAAUGACAACA
Anolis sagrei ordinatus is the source of this 1309-nucleotide messenger RNA. Its product is annotated as histone H3.3A. The record is from RefSeq and is a predicted model, not a curated record. NCBI's taxonomy places the organism in Eukaryota, Metazoa, Chordata, Lepidosauria, Squamata, Anolidae. Gene Ontology annotation, molecular function: structural constituent of chromatin; DNA binding; protein heterodimerization activity. Gene Ontology annotation, cellular component: nucleosome; nucleus.